This is a messenger RNA of Nerophis lumbriciformis (worm pipefish), 1987 nucleotides long. RefSeq lists its product as uncharacterized. The record is from RefSeq and is a predicted model, not a curated record. NCBI's taxonomy places the organism in Eukaryota, Metazoa, Chordata, Actinopteri, Syngnathiformes, Syngnathidae. Gene Ontology annotation, molecular function: DNA-binding transcription factor activity, RNA polymerase II-specific; sequence-specific DNA binding. Gene Ontology annotation, cellular component: nucleus. Gene Ontology annotation, biological process: regulation of transcription by RNA polymerase II.
CCAAAGUGCUAGCGCCCGCCGCGCGCGCCGGACUCUUAUAGCAGAGGGCACUUCCGUCUCCUCGCUCGACUGAUGUUGGAAGAUAAAAGGAGCUGCUUCAGUCAUAUUUACCCGCUUUUCAGUCAUCUGUGGAAAAAAACAUAUUCUCCCUGAGCAGCAAGUGUGGACCUCAAGAAUGGAGCAGGAUGAACCAAAGCAACCCCACAUUAAAGAGGAAGAGGAGGAGGAGCCACUUACCUCUUACAUUAAGGAGGAGAAGCAGUCAGAGCCCUCCCUCGCCUUACAGAGAAAGAGGGACUACUGCCAAUUUGACCACAUCAAAGAGGAAGAGGAGGAGCCACAUUCCCCCCACAUUAAAGAGGAAGAGGAGGAACACAGCAUCAGCCAGGAGGGAGAGCCUCUUGAAGGACUGGAGGAGUUCCCAGUGAUUGGUGUCAUUGUGAAGAGUGAAGAUGAUGCGGUCAAAAGUGAAAGUGAGGAGAAGAGAGAGGCGGAGCCUCCAAGCAGCAGCUCAACAGAAGCUGAUGGAGACCACUGUGGAGGAUCACAAGCAGACAAGCUCUUAGCUCCACUAUCAGAUAGUGAGGACACAACGUCACACUCUCCUGACACUGAUGAUGAAGACUCUAAAGAUGAUAAGACAUGUCACACUGACAACACACACUUCACGUGUUCUCACUGCGACAAAACCUUUAAACGCCCACGUUGUCUUAAAACACACGAGAGAAGACACACACUAGAUGUAAAACCUUUUUCCUGCUCAGGGUGUGGAAAAUGUUUUUCACGUAAAAAUGGUUUGAAAGAACACAUGAAAGUACACACUGGAGAAAAACAUUUUUCCUGCCCGGUAUGCGGUGAAUGUUUUGUGUCGAGUCAAAAUCUGAAAAAACACAUGAGAACACACACUGGAAAAAAACCGUUUUCCUGCUCAGAAUGUGGAAAAUGUUUCUCCAGAAAAAAUGGUUUGAAACAACACAUGCAAAUCCACACUGGAGAAAAACCUUUUUCCUGCUCGGUAUGCAGUAAAUGUUUUGUGUCAAGUCAAAAUUUGAAAAGACACAAAAGAUUACACACUGGAGAAAAUGAGGAUGAAGACUCAAUGUGUCACACUGACAACACACACUUGAAAUGUUCUCAGUGCGGCAAACAUUUUAAGUACCAUUGUCAUUUGAAAGUACACAUGAGAAUACACACCGGAGAAAAACCUUUCCCUUGUUCAAUCUGUGGACAAUGUUUUACACGAAGACAGUCAUUGAAAAAACACAUAAGAUUACACACCGGUGAAAAACCUUUUACCUGUUCAAUGUGUGGUAAAGGUUUAAACCAAAAAAGUGAUUUAGAAAGACACAUGAGAUUACACACCGGAGAAAAACCUUUUUCCUGUUCAAUCUGCGGCAAAGAGUUUGCCGUAAAGCACAAUUUGAAAACACACAUGAGAACACACACUGGAGAAAAACCUUUUUCCUGCCCAGAAUGUGGCAACGGUUUUGCGCAAAAAUCUUAUUUGAAAGAACACCUGAGGACACACACUGGAGAAAAAACGUUUUCCUGCUUAGAAUGUGGUAGAGCUUUUGGACGACAAAUUGUGCUGAAAGAACACAUGAAAAUACACACUAGAGAAAAACCUUUUUCUUGUUCAAGCUGUGGUGAAGAUUCUGUACGAAGACAAACUUUAAAAGAACACACAAGUGAGAAAGUGUUGAGUUGCAGUGUGUGUGGUGAAAGAUUCUCUUCUAAGUACCAGUGUAAGAAACACAAGUGUGCUGGUGAGAACAGCAGCAGCAAAUGAAGCUGCAGGAUUUGAAAAUAAACUGUAAAAACUUUAAAGGGGAACAUUAUCACCAGACCUAUGUAAGCGUCAAUAUAUACCUUGAUGUUGCAGAAAAAAGACCAUAUAUUUUUUUAACCGAUUUCCGAACUUUGAAUGGGUGAAUUUUGGCGAAUUAAACGCCUUUCUAUUAUUCGCUCUCAGAGCGAUGACGUCACA